Spirodela intermedia is the source of this 2136-nucleotide messenger RNA. The record is from the annotation of a GenBank genome assembly. Lineage: Eukaryota; Viridiplantae; Streptophyta; Magnoliopsida; Alismatales; Araceae.
AUGAGAAGAUUCUCGCUCAGCCGCGCCAGCGGCGGCUUCCAACUAGGGACCACUGUCCCCCGCCCCCCGAGAUGCCGCCGGGGGGCUCAUGCAACCUCCUACGCUUCGCUGCUCCGGCGGUGCGCCGCCGAGAAGUCUCUGGAGGGAACGGGAGCCGUCCACGCCCACAUGUGCCGGACGGGCUUCCCCUACCUCGGCCUGGGCAACAAGCUCCUGGACGCCUAUCUCAAGUCCGGGUCCCUCCACCACGCACAAAAGAUGUUCGACGAAAUGCCCGCCAGGCACAUCGUCUCCUGGAACGCCAUGGUGUCCUCCUACGUUCGCCGGGGGAGGAACCCGGAGGCCAUCGCCCUGUACCGGCGGAUGCCUCUGGAGGGCGUCUCGCCGGACGGUUUCACCUUCUCGAGCGUCUUGAAGGCCUUGGCCGAGGUGGGCUCGCUCAGGGGUGGCCAGGAAGCUCAUGGCCACCUGGUGGUCUCCGGCUUCGGCGCCGGCAAUCACCUCUUCAUCUCUACCGCGCUGGUCAACAUGUACGCCAAGUUUCGGAGGCUGGGGGAGGCUCGGCUGGUCUACGAUCGUGCAGCCGAGAAAGACGUCGUCUUGGCGACGGCGUUGAUCGUAGGCUGCACGCAGAUAGGGGAGGACGCGGAAGCCGUCCGUGGGUUCGCCGACAUGGUCAACGGCCGUAUCGGGGCGAACGAGUUCACCUUCGCCAGUGUUCUCAUCGCGUGCGGAAAUCUCGGGGAGCUAGCGGUCGGCGCGACGAUCCACAGCCUCAUCGUCAAGUCGGGAUUCGAUGAUCGUGAGAGUUCUUCCCAGACGUCCCUUCUCGUCAUGUACUCGAGAUGCUCGCUAAUCGACGACGCUCUGAAAGUCUACUCUGAGAUCGCCACCCCCAACCUCGUCGCAAGAACAGCGAUCAUGGGGGUAUUGCUGUCGGGCCACCGGGAAGAGGAAGCCCUCUCCGCGUUCCGCACCGCGCUGCGCGACUCUAUGCGCCCAAAUGGGUUCAUUCUCUCCACCGCCCUGCGAGCGUGCUCGAGCUUGGCGCUGCCCGAUACCGGGAAGCAGGUCCACUCGCUCGCCGUCAAGAGCGACUUGAACAGGGACAGAUUCGUGGGCGCCGCCCUCGUCGAUCUCUACGGGAAAUGCGGCGACGUGAAGACGGCGAGGUCCGUCUUCGACGGCCUGGCGAACCGCGACCUGGUCUCCGUCAACUCCAUGAUCGCCGCCUACGCCGCCAAUGGCCGCGGCGGCGAAGCAGUGAGCCUGUUCAACGAGGCGACGACUUCGGGCCUGCCGCCGAGCGACGCGACUUACACCAGCGCUCUCUCCGCGUGCAGCGGCGCUGGCCUCCUAGAGGAAGGCCGCCGCAUCUUCGCCUCCAUCGGCCGAGACCGCGAUAAGGGCCCGACCAGAGACCACGUCUCCUGCUACGUGGACCUGCUGGCUCGCGGGGGAAGACUCGUAGAAGCCGAGCGGCUGAUAGCCACUUCCCAGGUCGAGAACCCAGACGCCGUCCUCUGGAGGACGCUACUCGGCGCCUGCAAGCUCCACGGGGAGGUGGAGAUGGCGGAGAGGACGGCGAAGCGCAUACUCGAGCUCAGCCCGGGAGACGACGGGACGCUCGUUCUCCUCCUGAACGUCUACGCGUCCGCAGGGCGAUGGGAGGAGGUGGCGAAGAUGAAGAGGGCGGCCAGGGAGAUGCGGCUGAGGAAAGAACCCGCGGUGAGCUGGGUCGAGGUCGACAAGCGGGUGCACACCUUCACCGCCGGGGACCUGUCACACCCGCGAGCGGCGGAGAUCUACGAGACCUUGGAGGUGUUGAUGGAGAAGACGAAAGUGUUGGGCUACGUGCCGGACACGAGGUUCGUCCUGCAGGCUUUCGAGAGUGAGUCGGAGAGGGAGAGGUCCCUCUACUACCACAGCGAGAAGCUGGCCAUCGCCUUUGCGGUGCUGAGCGGCGGCGAAGGCGGCGCCCCGAUCAUGAUCCUGAAGAACCUCAGAGUCUGCGGGGACUGCCACGCUUGGAUCAAGCUGGCGUCCAAGGUGCUCGGCAGGGGGGUAGCAGCCAGAGACGCAAAGAGGUUUCACCACUUCAGGGACGGGAUGUGCUCCUGUGGCGACUACUGGUGA